Molecule: messenger RNA, 1556 nt
Organism: Alternaria alternata
Lineage: Eukaryota; Fungi; Ascomycota; Dothideomycetes; Pleosporales; Pleosporaceae
Exons: 3
Coding region: 95-1240 (381 amino acids)
Cellular component (GO): membrane
Source: RefSeq, a predicted model, not a curated record
CCCCCACCUUUUUCGCCCACGACGCAUUUUUCUGCUUGAAUUUUUGCUCCAUUCUGAUCGCACGCGUUACGCGACUUGAUCCAUACCACUCACAAUGUCUCACUCGUGGCUUCAGAGGAAGCGCAAAGCUGAUUUGAUUGACCUUGCGCAGAAGGCUAGACUUCCCGAUGCCGACGGCUAUCUGAAAGACGAUCUCGUGCAGAUUCUUGAAAACCAUCUCAACUCCAACGAGGGCAUCUUUGCCAAACUUCCCGAGUUUCGCGACUACUAUGGCCGAAAUGGAUCGCCGAUAAAGCGCGAACAGUCUUCGCCGGCAGAGCCUUUGACAGCUACCAAAACGACGCGUCGUCGAACUCUUAACAAGGAAGUCUCCCCAGAGUCUACUCCCAUCACCACGUCUACCCCCGCCAUUACGCCUGAGAUCCGCAGCGUUGUGGCGCGUACGCCAAAGCCGAGAGCCGUCUCUCGUCGUGUUUCUGAGAUUGUUUCUGAAGUCGAACCCCAAGCCAAAGCCGUUUCGCGCCGCGUUUCCGGAGUGCUCUCUGAAGCCACACCGAAAGCCGUCUCUCGUCGCGUUUCUGAAGUGUUCAAUCAAGUCGACAUUCCAGCAUCACCUGCCCAAUUGGCUGAGGUCGCAGACCAGUCUUUCCAAGAAAUCCAGACCAAGGCUGGUGAGCUAUGGGACAGGACUCGGAUCGAUGAGCUUAAGGAAUUCAUUCGCGAAAACGCAAGCUCGGUGGCUACAAUCCAGACAAUCAUCCUGCUUGUGGAAGCUGUAGGACUGCAGUGGAACACACUCGACACAACCCCAUUAUUUGCCACACCCCCUGCCCUCAGCUCAUACUCCAAUAGCCAAGAUGUCCGAGGACCAAAUCUCUAUGCACUCCUCUCGGCUGAGUGGUGGUCACCAGCCACUCUUUGGUCCCUCACUAGCUGGGUGCUACCGCUCAUGUUCUCAUACUUCUUCAACCUGACUCUUCGCACAAACACCUCGCGCAAGUCCUCGGACCGCCAAUAUCCUGCUGAUCCCCUCAUCUUCAACAUUGCGCGAGCAAUCUUGUCAUACAGCGCCUACCGAGGGACCGUCAACAUGGCAUUCGCACCAAGUGCCUGGGGCCCCUUCUCCGAGUAUGCUGUUGCGCGUGUGGGGAACAAUGUGCCAGGAGGAUACUAUGGGCUGCAAAUUGGCUCGCUGGUUGGCAUACUUGUCAGCCUAUACGACGCUGCACUGAAGAAGUAGGCGCUGGCUGGUCUAGACAAUGAAUAUCAACUACCUACGUGCGCAAUAGUCUGGUGAUACUUGUGUGCUCAACGGCGUUUGGAUACACUAUACCUUGGAUCUUGGGGAUGCAACCGCCCUGUAUCUGGAUGCAGAGGCCAGGGCAGGCGUUGAAGGCCGGGAACGAAGAGUUCGCUGGGCAUUCUGGGAUAACUCGUUGCCUAAUUUAUUCUUUAUUCAAUGAACCAAUACCGACUUGAAUUGACCUCUGGAAAGCAGCGACCACGAGGCACUCGGACACCUCGGCUGUCGCGAGAUCCAAGACCCUGAAACUUGU